Molecule: messenger RNA, 4029 nt
Organism: Plodia interpunctella (Indianmeal moth)
Lineage: Eukaryota; Metazoa; Arthropoda; Insecta; Lepidoptera; Pyralidae
Gene: Ugalt
Product: UDP-galactose transporter
Exons: 6
Coding region: 587-1663 (358 amino acids)
Biological process (GO): pyrimidine nucleotide-sugar transmembrane transport
Cellular component (GO): Golgi membrane
Molecular function (GO): UDP-galactose transmembrane transporter activity
Source: RefSeq, a predicted model, not a curated record
AACUAUUUUCUAGCUAUCUACUAAUCCAGAAGCAUUCAAAUUGCAAAUUUUAGUCAGUUUCAUUAGAUAUUUUCCACAUAAUUCGAGGCACUUCUAAUUAUGUCCAGGCUUUAGGGUAUACUGCUGUUAUGUUAUUGAUUGGUCCAAAGUCAAGUAAUUUAUUAUUCACUAUGAAAAUCCUCAUUUACUUAUAAUCCCUAGACAUCCACUCUCACACACUUGUUGUCAGUGUUGUAUAAAAUUUCUCAUUCUCUCAUCAGUGAUGAGUGAAAAAGGUAUCCUAUCAAACAUAUUCACCAAACCUUUAACCAUGUCUAUCUAUGAAUAUUGAAUCUAUUAGAUAUAGAUAUAUGCACAUUAUUGUCUUGCUUACUGUAGUGUAUGCGUCUAUAUUCACAUCCUCCCCACUACUGUGAUAAGUCAUAGCGCUACGAGCGAGUGCUCAGUUGUUUACGAGACGGCGAGGCGCACGGACGUUGGAGUAUCAGUCAUGUGGCUGUGAUGUACAGUUACGUUUGAGGAUGGGGCAUGUAACCUCGCUAGUGUACCACUUACUAUUGCAAUUGCUGUGUCAGCGCUCAUUCCUAUGAAAUCCACAAAUGAUGAGAGUAAUUCAGCUGACGAAGCAGAAACUCAACUGAAGGCUGAAAACAUGGAUGAUGAUAAUAAGAAGACGCAAGGUACCAUUAAAAAUGUUAAAUUUGGAUACAUUAAGUACGUCAGCUUGGUGACACUUACUUUGCAAAAUGCUACUCUGGGCCUUAGUAUGCGGUAUGCCCGUACAAGGCAGGGUGUGGAGAUGUUCUCAUCAGCGGCUGCGGUUGUAAUGACAGAGAUUUUCAAAUUAGUUAUAUGCCUUCUACUUGUAAUGCAAGAAUCAGGCAGUGUGAACAAAGGGUUGCGAACCAUGUAUGCAACAGUCAUACUGAAUUUCAAGGACACUUUAAGAGUUUGUGUGCCAUCAUUUUUGUACAUUGUGCAAAACAACUUGCUCUACGUGUCAGCGUCUAAUCUAGACGCUGCGACAUAUCAGGUCACAUAUCAGCUAAAAUUGUUAACAACAGCUUUUUUCGCUGUAGUAGUUUUAAAAAGAAAACUGAAGAAAUGGCAAUGGUUAGCGCUUGGGCUUUUGGCCGCUGGAGUAGCCUUGGUCCAGUUGUCCGGAAAAUCAGAAAAAUCUACAACGACUUCCGACCUGUCACAGUCCAGGAUUCUGGGAUUCAGUGCCGCGCUGGCAGCGUGUUUUAUAUCUGGGUUUGCUGGGAUAUAUUUUGAGAAAGUUUUGAAAGAGUCUGAUAUAUCAGUGUGGAUGCGAAACGUGCAACUGAGUUUGCUCUCCUUGCCAUUUGGAACGAUCACCUACUUUGUCAAUGGCGGGUCAGCACAUGACAUAUUGAAAGGGUUCGAUGCCUUCGUAUGGUACUUAGUGCUGCUGCAAGCGGCUGGCGGCCUUAUCGUAGCGGUCGUUGUCAAAUACGCUGAUAAUAUACUAAAGGGUUUUGCAACAUCCGUCGCGAUUAUAAUAACAUGUGUUGUGUCAAUGUUUAUUUUCAACUUUGUUUUAACGCUACAGUUCGCUGGUGGCACUCUCUUAGUAAUUAGCUCCAUUUUCCUUUAUGGCUAUGUGCCUAAAAAACCUGAAACACGUUCGUUAAGUGUCUGAUCUUAUUUUCAGUUAUUACGUAAUUAAUUAUAAUGUCUAAUAAUUUAUCUAAUCAAAGCGAUUAGAAGAUAAAGCUAGCAAAACCUCUAAAUUCGCAAUCGGUCGAAACAAGGAAAUAGAUAACCGAUAAUAUUCUAUUAAGAUGGUUUAAAAUUAUUUGUAAGUAGGUAAUGAAGAAAUGAUGGACAUUGAAAUAAGUUUGUGUUUUUAAGAUCUAUACAGCUAAGUAUAGUAAGUAGUAUUAAUGUAUUUACAAAUAGGCUGCUACUUAUACAGGGCUUGGAUACAGGUAUAUUUUUUGAAACGUCUUUCGUCGUAUUUUGCUUUCGUUCGAACUGAAAGUUAUAACGUUAACGAACGACUUACGUUUUCGGGCGUCAUAAAUUUGUCAUAGUUUCUUAAAAAUUUUCUAUUUUAAUUUAGUUUUCGUUCCGAACAAAAUGUUGCGAACCGAACGAGUUAAAUGUUGAAAACGUUGUUUGAUAUAUGUACCUAAUUAACAUUUCUAAGCCCUGGUAGAAUAUAGUAAUUAUAUAUGAGUUAUUUUUCUUUCCUGUACGGACCAUUUAUUUUUAUUACGACAAAUACAUAGCCGUACUUACGAGUACAUACAUAUUUUAAUAAAUAUUGGACUUGUUUAUUUUAGUAUUGAUUUUAUUUAGUAUAACAAUUGAUUAUUAUUUCAGUAUUUUUAUUAAUGUUAAUAAAACUAAUUGAAUUUUUUUUCAAAUUGCGCCUUAAAUAGGUUUCACCGUACCUAUAAGUUUUAAUGUUAAUUGAAACUCGAAACAGUAGUGAGAUAAACAUUGAGUACUUAUGUGAAGUCUUUAAAAAUCUAAUAAAUAAAAUCGGGACUUGUCAAUAAAAAAUAAUUUAAUAAUUUGUAAAAAGUGCAGAAAUAGUAAAGUAGGGAACUAGAAUUCGUAACAGCGUACGAAUUCUGUUAUAUUCCCUUAUGUUUUUUAGAAUACAUACCUAAAUAGGUAAAAAAACGGAAAUAUUUAGGUACGGUCUCUUUUGUACUAUAAAAAAAUUAAAGCGAUUAACAGAUUUGCCCAUUUUUGUCACAUAUUUUGCGAUAUCGCAAAGAGAAUCAUAUAUACGGUUCUUCCUUUUGACUCGGAAUUGUGAAAUAUCGAGGAUCAGUUACGAUUAUGACUUAAAAUAUAAAGGAAAAAUGUGACAACUGUAAAUAAAUAUGUAAGUACAUAACAAAAAAGUAAUUUUGCGGAACCCUUAAUGCGCUAGUUCGACCGCACUUGACCAGCUUUUUAUACUCGGCUGGGGUAAAUGACAUCAAGCCAUAGGUUUCAUAAUCAAAAUCAAAUCUCGGUAGCUAACCCAAGCAAUGCAAGAAUAAUAAUCGUUUAUAUCAAAAUAUAGGCCAUUCCUACAUUACAAUUAAACUGAAAUUGCAAUAUAAAUAAAUUCCAAUAUGCAAUAAUUAUCCAUUUUAUACAUGUAUAUUUUUAAAUUUUUCUGACCUUAUCAUCUACCUACCCUAUUAGCGUGUCGCCGAAAAUAUGAAACUGACUAUUGAUUAUAGGUACCAAUCGAAAAUUUAGUUCUUUACGAAUCUGUGCAGAUUGAAUUGCAGUAUUGCAGUACCUACAAGUAGAGACAAAUGAUCGGAUUGUUGUAUCAUUUUGUAGUUGGAAAUUCAUCUCAUUAUAGUUUCUUUUUAGAUUAUUAGUACCCAUGAUUAGUACAUUUUAUUUAUUGUGCGGUUACAUCUGCAUAAAGCCAACCUUGGUGAUUUUUUUUUCUUAGUUUGAUCACAAAGAACGCACUAUUUAUUUCUUCCACUAAUAUAUUUUCCUAUAAUUGCUGCACUGGUCUAAAAGGUACAGUUUAUUCCAACAAGCGUCUUCUUCAAUCAGAAUAAUAGGAACACCUGUUGAAUGUACAAAGGCACAUGCAGCAUACAGACAAAAGGCCAUUCCCGCUGGAUAAUAUAUUUAAGUCAAUUAACAUUGUCAGUCAUACGAUUUACGUCUUUAGGGUUAUGUUCGAUAGAAUAGGUUCCUUCUAGGGACUCCAGGACUACAUACAAAACUAUAUCAGAUCUUGUACCGAACUUUAAAAAAUAUAUAUAUCAAUGUAUUGUAGAAUUAUUAUAACAAUUACAUACAUUUUAUUUUAUGAGAUGAUUAAGGUCAGUUUUGUUUACUAGAUUGUAAAUCAUCCUAUAUUUUACAUGAGUUGUGUGAUAUGUAAAAUUCAUUGUAAAUAGCAUUCCCAGCAAUAGCAGCAUUUUAUGCUAAUAAAAAGCACAUGCUAAUGUGGAUUAAGGAGAAAAGAAAAGAGAUUAUUCAUAGCUAUAACUAUUUUAUAUAUUUUUAAUAAUAAAGCAAAAUUAAUAAGAA